ACUUCCGGGAUAAAAAAAAUGGGCUUCUUAUUAUUUAUUUCUUGCGGUGACUUACAGAUAACUUCCAAACAAUAAAAACAACAUCAAGAACCGCAUCCUGAACGAGCAUUACCGUCACUAAAGUAGAUGGCGGGAUGGAGAUGUCGGUUGCUAUGGUGUCUACAAGAGGCUCCGCCCCUUGUUCGCUUUUUGACGUCCUGAUUAGCCGGGGGAUUUGUCAGUCAUUCAAGUUAGUGACAAAAAAUGGCGGCUGGUACAAUGCAGACCAGGAUGCCGCAGAGUCCGUCAUCUGGGACAUGGAAAGGACUCGGUGGGAAUGAUGCACAGUCCUCUACGUCUUACACCCCGUACCCUGGAGCGGAUCUGUCUGUGACCUCUGACCUGCGGUAUUCUCCCAGCAGACCACCGAUUGCCUAUCCAGAGAGCAACAGCAGAGCCAUAAUUUCAGCUUUAAGAAACCUCCAGGAGAAGAUCCGACUGCUUGAACUAGAGAGGAUAAAGGCUCAGGAUAACAUCAGGCUCCUGUCCAUGGAAUCCAGGGAUUACAAACAUCAGCUGGAAGAACGGAGCCAGGCCACGGAUCAUAUCAGGGAUGACGUCUCCAGGCAGAACAGAGAUCUCUCCAAACAGUUGUCGGCUGCAGAAUCUCGAUGCAAACUCCUGGAAAAGCAGCUGGAAUACAUGAAGAAAAUGGUCAGAAAUGCAGAAACCGAGAGGAAUUCCGUGCUGGCAAAACAGGUAUCGCUUGAAGGAGAUAAAGCACUUGAAAAAUCAAAUUUACAAGCCAAGCUGGAGAAGUUGGAUAAGCUAGAACAAGAAUACCUAAAGCUGACCACAAUGCAAGUGCUGGCGGAGAACAAAAUUCAUGAUAUAGAGGAAAAGCUGCGAGAAGAGGAACAUCAGCGGAAACUGGUCCAGGAGAAAGCAGCUCAACUACAGACGGGUCUAGAGACAAAUCGAAUUUUGCUAAAGUCUUUGACCCCUCCUACAAAACAGGCGAAGACGAGGAGGCGAUCGUCACAUGGAGACAAGCUGCUCCAGAAAGCUGACCAUCAGAGCUGCAGCCAUACACAGCCGCACUACCGCUUAUGCCUAGGAGAUGUGCCUUUUGUCGCCGGGAAGUCCACCGCCCCCAGUCACUCUGUUCGAGCCAACGUCCAGCAUGUCCUUCAUAUGAUGAAGCAACACCAUAAAGUCUUCUGCAACGACCGGGUAGUGAGCGAUCAGCCUUUAGAACAGAAAGAAACCGGCGUCAGGUGGGCCGAUCCUUCUGCGCUGUCCUCUUCAUCUUAUCGGGACCUUUCUGAGGUUCUGCGCACGCUGGAAGAUGAAUUUGGGCAAAUGAGUUUUGAUCACCAGGAAUUGGUGAAACAGAUCGAUGAAGCACAUUCCGACCGUCUUAAGGAAGAUCUAGAAGAAGAACUGGAGGCAUUGGUGAGGAGAAUGGAGGCAAAAGCUGACCAGAUCACUAAAGUGCGCAAGCACCAAGCUAUGCUUGGAACAUUGUUAAAGGAAUCAAGACAGAAAAAGAAAGCGUCUUGUGAAUCUUCCAAAAACCUUCAUAGUGGGAAAGACCAACACACGAGUAAGCGUGACCCAAACAGAGCGAGUCCCGGAGAGAAGAGCCGGAAGAGUCUUCAGCUGCUGCGGGAGAUGCAGACCCUGCAGGGCUCCCUACAGCGGGACGAUAUACACUGGGAAUAACGUGUGGCCCCCUAGUGGGGACCUCAGGGAUAGAUACUGUCUGCAGCCGCUCCACAGCCGCACUGGAUAUCCUACUGUCAUUACCGCUGGAGCUUUUACCUGUCCGGGGCGCGGUGAUGUAUUUUAUAGGAAAAGAGGCGGCAGAAUAAAACGAUCAUCCUCAGAUUGCCUGUGGGUGGCGCUCAUGAAUGUAUUUUUAUUUAUCAUCAUUAUUAUUAUUAUUAUUGUGAAUGAUGCACCUUGGUUAAGAUUAUAAGC
Molecule: messenger RNA, 1962 nt
Organism: Hyla sarda
Lineage: Eukaryota; Metazoa; Chordata; Amphibia; Anura; Hylidae
Gene: CEP57
Product: centrosomal protein 57
Exons: 12
Coding region: 244-1704 (486 amino acids)
Cellular component (GO): centrosome
Molecular function (GO): microtubule binding; identical protein binding; gamma-tubulin binding
Source: RefSeq, a predicted model, not a curated record